Messenger RNA from Metarhizium acridum CQMa 102, 888 nucleotides. RefSeq lists its product as uncharacterized. The record is from RefSeq and is a predicted model, not a curated record. Lineage: Eukaryota; Fungi; Ascomycota; Sordariomycetes; Hypocreales; Clavicipitaceae.
AUGGCGGACAAAGGCCACAUUCGCCUUCUUCAAGUACGCAGCCUGGCGUUCCGGAGAGUCGGGAGACUGCAAGCAAGAAUUCACGCUGCCAGCCCACAAGACCUGCACAGGCCGGACCUGAGACGUCCCUACAAUGGAUGCAGAAUGCGGAAACUACCAUUGCCGUUUGUCGGGUCCCACGAACCACCCGUGCCCGGCGGCGAUGGGCUGACAUGUAUGACACCACGACAAACCGAGGCAAGGCGGCACCAGAUGGCCGAGAUGACGGCAGACGACAAGUCAAGCGUGCCAGGUCCUGCCCCGGACAUGGACUCGCUCACCAAGAGGCACACCGAGGAGUCAGCAAAACGGUUUCGAACCGACGGAAGCGCCCAAUACAUCGAGCUUGCCGAAGCUCCCUCUGCGCUCGCAGACGUCGUCAAAGACCCCUGGGUCGACGGUCCAAGGCUCCAUUUACACGGCCCUGCUCGAAGAAACCAGAUACGUGCCCAGGAACCGCUUCCCCCACGGCCCCGAAAUAAGACGGGCGGAAACGCUGGAAAAGCGCAGCCAACACAAGAUGGCCGACCUGGCGAGCCGCCCAUCGACACUGCCGUCACCGCGCAGUUUGUCGUCGUCACAGGAGGCGUGCUCAACCACCCCGAGAUACCCCAGGUUCCCGGACUCGACACCUCGUCCGGCCAGAUGAUGCACACCAGCCGCCGGAAGCACGACGUAUCCGGAGGCUCACGCGGCAAGCGGAGCCAGCCCGGCCUGAAGCGGAAGAAUGUCCGCAUCGUCGGCACCGGAGCCGCCGCCGCCGAGCUGCGCGCUGGGCAGACGAGCUGUACGUGCUCCAGCGCACGCCCUCCGGUGUGGACGAACGCGGCCAGAGACUCGCACAGAUGA